AUGUCGGAAUCAGGGCCUUCGCAACGGCGACCUUCCGUCAAUGCUGCGGAGGGCCUUGCCAGCGACGAGGAUGCUGCCGUGCUGGCAAAGCUUGGUUACAAGCAGGAGUUACGCCGCAACUUCACCAUGAUCGAAGUCUUCGGCAUCGCGUUCUCAAUCAUGGGCCUCCUACCCUCAAUCGCCAGCACACUGGCCUACAGCAUCCCGGCCGGACCUGUAGGCAUGGUCUGGGGCUGGUUCGCAGCAAGCGCCUUCAUCUUCGUCGUCGGCCUCGCAAUGGCCGACCUAGGCUCCGCAAUGCCUACAUCCGGGGGCCUAUACUGGUGGACGCACUUCUUCGCAUCACCAAAGACACGUAACCCGCUCAGCUUCCUCGUCGGGUACAGCAACACGCUCGGCCUCGUCGGCGGGCUCUGCUCGAUCGACUACGGCUUCUCGCUGAUGUUCCUGUCUGUGAUCGUCAUCGCGAGAGACGGCGAGUGGGAGCCUAGCAAUGGGGUUAUCUACGCAGUCUUUCUGGGUUGUGUACUGUGCCAUGGAGUGCUGGCGAGCUGUCUGAGCAAGAUCAUGGGGAAACUGCAGACGGUGUUUGUGGUCAUGAACUUUGUGCUCAUCUUCGCGACCAUCAUCGCUUUGCCGAUUGGCAGGGGAUCCCAGAGGAACAGCGCGGCUUUCAUAUUUACCGAGACAGCGAAUCUGACGGCGUGGCCGUCGGGCUGGACUUUCAUGCUCGCCUGGCUCUCCCCCAUCUGGACGAUCGGCGCCUUCGACAGCUGCGUCCACAUGUCCGAAGAAGCCGCCAACGCGACCAAAGCCGUGCCCUACGGGAUCCUCAUGUCGAUCGGGUCCUGCUGGCUCUUCGGCUUCAUCCUCGUAAUCGUCAUCGCCGCCUGCAUGACCCCGGACUACACCUCAAUCAUGGGCUCCGUCUACGGCCAACCCAUGGCGCAGAUCUACUACGACGCGCUCGGUAAGCGCGGCACGCUGGGGAUGAUGAGCCUGCUGUUCAUCGUGCAGUUCCUCAUGGGGCUCAGCAUCACUGUCGCGGCCUCGCGCCAGAGCUGGGCGUUUUCGAGGGACGGCGCGCUGCCGUUUAGUGGCUUCUUUAGGCGCAUUAGUAAGAGGUUUGGGUAUAUACCCCUGCGCGCGAUCUGGGGCUGUGUCUUCCUCGCCGCGGUGUUAGGGCUACUCUCUCUCAUCGACCCAGCCGCAGCACAGGCGCUCUUCUCCCUCGCCGUGGCUGGGAACAACGUCGCGUGGGCCACGCCCAUCCUGUGUCGUGUCGUGUGGGGCCAGCACAAGUUCAAGCCCGGGCCGUUCUACACAGGCCGCUUCAGCGUGCCGAUUGCAUGGCUGGCCGUCGCGUUUUUGGCGUUUGGGAUCGUGCUGUGCAUGUUUCCUGUAGGCGGACCGAACCCGGAUGCCCAGACGAUGAACUAUACGGUUGUUAUCAAUAGCGCGGUGUGGGGCGGCGCGCUGUUGUAUUAUUUUGUGGAUGCGAGGAAGUGGUUCCAGGGGCCGAAGAUUACGCUUGCGGAGGGGGAUCUGACGGAGCAUCAGGAGGAGAUACUGAAGGAGGAGGGACUUGAUGUAAAGAUUGAUGGGAUUGCGCCGAUUGUGAGCAGGGACGAAGAAAAUAAUGCAGAUGGGAAGAAAGUCAAGUCGGGGCACUUCAAUCCUCAAUAA
Messenger RNA from Coniosporium apollinis CBS 100218, 1686 nucleotides. RefSeq lists its product as uncharacterized. Lineage: Eukaryota; Fungi; Ascomycota; Dothideomycetes. Gene Ontology annotation, molecular function: transmembrane transporter activity. Gene Ontology annotation, cellular component: membrane. Bases 1 to 1686 code for a protein of 561 amino acids. The transcript has 5 exons. The record is from RefSeq and is a predicted model, not a curated record. Gene Ontology annotation, biological process: transmembrane transport.